AUGGAACCAUAUCCAUGCGGUGAUCCUCGGUUACCACAUCAUUUAUUUCCACCAAAAAAAAUCACACCUGAUGAAUUAACAAAACGAACUGGUGUACUUUAUUUUAAGGUUGACACAGAAGAUCAAGUAUCAAUGUCAAAACGAAUUGCUUUACUUAAAAAAGGACGAAAAUUAACAAAAGAGGAUGUAUAUACAUUGAAUGCUAGAAGUAUUACAGAUUUUGAUGAUAAGAUUGAAGAGUUAUAUGAAGAAACUCAAUUAAACAAUGAAAUGGCUGUGUUUGUCAUCGAAGGUUCUGCUUACUACGAUGUGGAAGAUGAAUGUGACAAUUGGUUGAGGAUUUUAUGUGAAUACGGUGAUUUACUGAUAAUUCCGGCUGGUAAACUUCAUAGGUUUACGACAACAACUGAGAAUUUUGUCAAAAUGCGUCGUUUUUUCAAGGCAGACAAACGUUAA
Messenger RNA from Brugia malayi, 456 nucleotides. RefSeq lists its product as uncharacterized. The record is from RefSeq and is a predicted model, not a curated record. The transcript is spliced from 4 exons. Gene Ontology annotation, biological process: L-methionine metabolic process. The coding region runs from base 1 to 456 and encodes 151 amino acids. NCBI's taxonomy places the organism in Eukaryota, Metazoa, Nematoda, Chromadorea, Rhabditida, Onchocercidae. Gene Ontology annotation, molecular function: acireductone dioxygenase [iron(II)-requiring] activity.